Molecule: messenger RNA, 4417 nt
Organism: Clarias gariepinus (North African catfish)
Lineage: Eukaryota; Metazoa; Chordata; Actinopteri; Siluriformes; Clariidae
Product: transcription regulator protein BACH1-like
Exons: 5
Coding region: 167-2170 (667 amino acids)
Biological process (GO): regulation of transcription by RNA polymerase II
Molecular function (GO): RNA polymerase II cis-regulatory region sequence-specific DNA binding; DNA-binding transcription factor activity, RNA polymerase II-specific; protein binding
Source: RefSeq, a predicted model, not a curated record
UCACAUGACUCUUAUGUCCCCCCGCGACGUUCCGCUAGCUAGCUAAUGGCUCAUUUGUUGUUGUUUUUCUUUUCCGCGUUAAUGAGCACAGCCCUAUGAUGGAUAGCUGAGGAUUUUAUAUGACAUUUUCUCAUCUCAGGUGAUAUGUCAGGUGAAAUCCAGCGCCAUGUCUGUGGAUGGCUCCCGGACGUCAGUGUUUACCUUCCAGUCAUCUGUACACAGUAUGCAUGUCCUCCGCUGCCUGGAUGAGCAGAGACAGAAGGACAUCUUGUGUGAUGUGACGGUAGAAGUGGAGAGCAGGAGCUUUCGAGCUCACUGCUCGGUACUGGCUUGCUGCAGCGCCUAUUUUUACACCAGACUCCUAAACCGCACGGGAUGGAACUCGGUCAUCACUCUGCCUGAGGAAGUCACAGUAGAGGGCUUUGUGCCUUUGCUCCAGUUUGCCUACACUGCAAAACUUAACUUCACCAAAGAAAACAUCCUGGAAAUUCACAGAUGUGCUGAGCUGCUGGGAUUUCACAAUCUCGACAAAGCGUGCUUUGAGUUCCUCAUUCCCAAGUUCUCUGAUGGCAGCGAAACUACUCAGGACGCCAAGAGGAAGAGCAAAAACAGCAACAAGAGCAAAAACAGCCAUGAAAAUUCGCCAGCUGGCAGCGAAGACUGUGAUAGUACUGACAAGCAAUGCAUUAAUACUGAAGUAGAUGGCGUAGCUGUGGAUUCUGAGGCUCAGGCGGUACAGAACACAUCACCUGGAGAUCCGGACUGUCCUAAUGAAAGGCAUUCUGUCACCUCCGAUAAAAAUAUUUUAGGUUUAGCUUCAGUCUCAUUCCAGUCUGAUACUGACCACCAAACAGAACUGUGUUUACAGAACUGCGGGCCACAGCUGGCGCUGUCUUCGUCCGUGCCUACUGGUGGAGUUUGUCCCUUUCUUUCAAUGCCAUGUAGCAGUGAAAGUGACAAUGUGCAUCCUGUCACAGCUGGCUGUGAUAGUGGCAUUUUGAAUAGACUGGCAAUGGAUGAUGUUCAAGGUGAUUGUCUAAACAUGCCAAACGUUGCUGAGGGCCAAAUUGAGCAGCCUGUAAGGGAUUUAGAGCCAACGUCGGACUGCAGCCAGUUAUGUCCCCUGUCCUCCAGGGAAACAAGUGAAGUCUUGGACAGCAUUGCGUCAGUAAGCAACUUGGAGAGCAUCGAGAGCAUCAAUACAGACACUUUUCACCCCCCUGAGCAAAUGUUCCCCAACCCAGCAAAUAGCAACGGCUCCACAGAGAGAAGCACAGUGGAGAGGGAGGUGGCUGAGCAUCUGGCGAAAGGGUUCUGGCCUGACAUGACCUCCUCUUUGACAGAGCCUCCAGAGAGCAUGGAGCAGGCAGCUGCUGGACACGGCGCUGACUUCCACUGGCUCAAACAUCUGGAUUUAGGUGCUGCACCUGACGACUGCCCUUUCCUGAGGGACCUGAACUCCAAGGAUGACCCGUCCUCAUUGGAUAACAGUCCAUCCAGAGAAACAAGCAGAGAGAGUCCCCUUGUGUCUCCUGUAACCUCUGGUGACAAUUCUGACUGCGAGCACGAGGCGGACUCUGUAGUUAGCAGUGAGCAAGCAUGUGAGGUGGACUUGCCGUUCCCCGUUGAACAGAUCUCGACCAUGAGCAGGCGAGCUUUCCUGCAGCUCCUGAAAGAGCAGCGGCUCACGCCAGAACAGUUGGAAUUUGUGCAGGAUGUUCGUCGGCGAAGCAAAAACCGCAUGGCUGCUCAGCGAAGCAGGAAGAGAAAACUGGACUGCAUCUACAAGCUUGAGGGAGACAUUAAGAAACUGAAGGUUCAGAAGGAGAAGUUGCUGCAAGAACAAACACAGCUAAAGCAGAGUGUGGAGGACUUACAGCAGUCUCUCUCAGGUCUGUGUGACAGUGUGUGUACUAAAUCCUCAAUGCAGCCGGAGCAGCUGCACGUCUUAGCCAGGUAUCUGUCCCCAAACUCGCCCAGUUCGGUGCUCCUCACACCCACUGCCUCGCCAAACCUGCCCUCCCUCGAGGCCUGGAGCAUUGAGACAACUCAGCCUGAUGGCACUCAAGCUAAUGCAACAAUUAAUGAUUGUAGUAGUAGUAGUAACAAUAAUAAUAAUAAUAAUAAUUUAGGCACCAUUUUGAAGCCCAAUGAGUAUUCACAAACGUAAUUGAGUCAUACAAGCAGUUCUAAACAAGCAAAUACAAUACAAGACACAGGCACACACACAUACCCGCACACACAAAGCUGGAUUACAAACUGUUGUAAGUAACCUUAAUGGUAAUAAUUUUCACAAUGUGAUUAAAUAGAUUUUUAUUCAUUGUAAAUAAAAUAAAAUGGAUCAUGAUGAAAAGCAGGUUCAAAAGCAGCUGUACAAGGUUAACGAUUUCUCUUGUUGUAAGAAUUUAGAACCUAACUGUCAGUUUCUUUGUCCUUAACAAAACAACAGUGAACAAGAAAAAUAUAAUAAAAUCUUUUAUAACAGGGCUCAUCAGUUUGUGAACUGUGGAUAUGAACGGAUCAAACCAAGCCCUGAAAAAGACGAAAAAAAUCGUCCAUUAGUGCUGGUUUGAUAAAUAUAAACCGUCACAGUUUCUGUAUCAGAUUCUCUGCUGUGGAUUAUUUUUACAUAAUAACACAUGCAUUUAUGAAAAUCAUUACAUUAAAAAAAGGAAGUAGUUUUCCCGGAUUUGCAUUAUAUUUUAUUUUUAUCAAUUUCUUUGACCUGAUUAGGGAAGUGACAGUGAUGAAAACUGUGUAUACAGACAAAUACACAAAUACCCUCUUGAUCUAUUUUAUUUAUAGCCCUAAUGGUUAAUUAAUGAAAGGUUAUUAUUGUAACCUUGUAUUCAUCUUGGUUGCUUAUCUGCGCCUUUGUAAUUUAGCAAUUCUAGUUGAAGCCCCUGUCAUAUAAAGAAAACACUCUUGUGUGUGAGAGAAUAGCACUGGCAGCAUCAUUUUAUAUGAAUUGCCUUUCUUGCUAUUGUGUGCAGUAAUGGGAAAAUCUUUGUGCUCAUCGCAUCUUCGUUUUUUUUUUAAGAAUUGUUUAGAUUUUUCUCAUGUAUCCUCACAGCUGUGCAUACUUUUAUGCUAAAGCAGCUAUUAUACAGCAGAGGAAUCAUAGUAACUAAAACAAAUGUUACUGUUUGUUUAAUCAAGUUAACCAGGAUAAGACAGAUAUUGUGGAGGUGAAUGUCAACUUCGGCUUAAGCCACAUGUGUUCACUGGCAGAUACACACGGCAAAUAAUAACAGAGGUGUUAUUACAUAAUAACACGUAGAAAGAUGAGAAAAUCACUAAAUAACACAUUUAUUAAUGUGAGAACAUUAGUAGCUAGUUUUAUGUUUACUUUCAUGACUCUUUUGCUUGUAUUUGAUUGAGUAAAUAACUCACUUACAGUAUUCUACACCACAGAGUAACCUCUUUGGGAGCUUGGUUUGGAGAGCAACUUCAAACUCUGCCCCAAAAAUCCUAAUCCUAAAGGGUAGCUGGAAAUGCAUAAAAUCUGAGCAUAAUGAACUGAGCAUAGCUUCCAGAGUGUAUACAGUAUAGUCUUUAUCAAAACUUCCAUGUGCAUGUCAAGAUUCAAAAAGAAAGAUUAAUUGAAAUCCCACAUAUUCAGUAAGUUGCUUUCUGUGGCAGAACAUUGUUUUAUAUGAAUUGCCUUUCAUGUGCAAUAAUAAGACAAUCUGUCACUAUUAAUAAGAGAUAAACAUAACAUUAAUCUCAUCCUAACAAGAAUAGUUGAUCUUUUUUCCCUUUAACCGAAAAGAAGGAUUCUGUAAUGAUCACUGCCGCUGUAUUAAAUUAACCCAUAAUGUAAAUUUAAACCAGUAUGUCCUAGUCCUCUAGUGGUCCAACCUGUAAUCUUCACUCAGGAGUAAACAUUUUAGUCAUUUAAUUCUGACUAUAAUUUUCUUAACUUUUUUGUUUUUUUUAAUGAAUAAAUGUAUAGAACUAAAUUUGCACUGUUACUAAACAUUUCAUAUGAAAUUUUAGCAUGGCUUAAUAACCGAUAUUUGUAUUAUUCCUAUUGCAAGAUGUGCAUGAGCCAAAUAUUCUGAGGUAAGGAUUCUUAAUUAUCUAAGAAUCUGCUUUAUAAUUUCGAAAUCUUUAAAGUUUUAUUUAGCACAUUCACUUUAUGCACUUUGUUACACUGUACAGUUACUACAUUGCUUUUAAUUCUGCUUGAUUUUUGAUAAUCAUAAUGUAAUGCAUCCAUUUGAAUGUAGCACAAUAGUCUUAGCACUAAAACCAUAAUAUUGUUACUACAUACAGUAUAGUGCACAUUUGUGCAUUGUGCAUAUUAACAGAAAGAUUGGUUACAGGUACUAAAGUAACUGCCAUGUAUGAUUAUGUGCAUAUAAGGGAACAGUUUGUAAAUGGCUUGUAAUCAAUAAAACAAACCUGUAAAACA